Molecule: messenger RNA, 1596 nt
Organism: Cucurbitaria berberidis CBS 394.84
Lineage: Eukaryota; Fungi; Ascomycota; Dothideomycetes; Pleosporales; Cucurbitariaceae
Product: allantoinase
Exons: 3
Coding region: 1-1596 (531 amino acids)
Biological process (GO): purine nucleobase catabolic process
Cellular component (GO): cytoplasm
Molecular function (GO): allantoinase activity
Source: RefSeq, a predicted model, not a curated record
AUGGCUCCUCACGCGACUACACCACCACCGAUCCCACACAGUCAACCGAUUCAUCCCAUCACAGUCUUCGCUUCUUCUCGGGCAGUAGUUGCUGGCCGCCUCACUGAAGCCACCAUAGUUGUAUCGAACACUACUGGCAAGGUCACAUCAAUCUUCCAUUCCAUACUACCGCCUUCCGAUUUCCCUGAAGGAACUUCAUACACUGACUACUCGCCUUACGUUCUACUGCCCGGUCUUGUCGAUGCCCAUGUACAUCUCAAUGAGCCUGGCCGGACAGAAUGGGAAGGCUUCUGGACUGGUACCCGAGCUGCUGCCUUCGGCGGUGUCACAACAGUUGUCGACAUGCCGCUGAAUGCUAUUCCUCCGACUACCACUUUGGAGAACCUGGAAAUCAAAUGUGAUGCUGCCAAAGGCAAGUGCUGGGUUGAUGUUGGCUUCUAUGGAGGUGUGAUUCCCGGCAACUCUGGCGACCUAAAGGAUUUGGUCAAGGGAGGUGUUCGCGGCUUCAAGGGCUUCUUGUGUGAUAGUGGAGUCGAAGAAUUCCCCGCAGUAUCAUCCCUGGACAUUGAAAAAGCCCUCAUCGAACUCAAAGACUCGGCAACCACGCUAAUGUUCCACGCCGAAAUGAUCCCACCCAUUGCCGACUCCGUUGGUGACGAUAUCCAGCGCUCUCACCCACCCCUCGCACCCAAAGGACCACUAACAUCCUACUCCACUUUCCUUGAGUCACGGCCCCCAUCGUUCGAAACAUGCGCUGUCGCUGAGAUCCUCUCGUUAGCACAUUUGGCUCCGGAAUUACAACUCCACAUCGUGCAUCUUUCCGCUAUCGAAGCGAUCCCCAUGCUCCGUGAGGCCCGCGCCAAGGGUAUCAAGAUUACUGCUGAGACGUGUUUCCACUACCUGGCACUAGCUGCUGAGGGUAUCCAGGAGGGCGACACACGGCACAAGUGCUGCCCCCCGAUCCGUUCGCAAUCAAACCAAGACGGCCUCUGGGAUGAGCUCCUACAAGACGAAGCCGACGGCGUUAUCAAGACGGUCGUUUCUGACCAUUCACCCUGUACACCCGAGAUCAAGCUUCUUCCCGCCCACCUUGCGCCUAAGAAGCCAUCAACACGUAAAGAAGGCCACUCUAAGGACUGCGACUCCUGCGAGUCGAGUGAGGGCGAGAUGGAGGGACCGGAAGAAAAAGGCGAUUUCUUCAGCGCGUGGGGUGGUAUUUCAAGUGUUGGCCUGGGUCUGCCCAUUUUGUGGACGGAAGGCACGAAGCGCAAUGCUGAAUUCAGCGUUGAGGAGAUCGUGAGGUGGUGUUGCAAGAACACCGCGAAACAAGUCGGGUUGGAAAAGAGCAAAGGUGACCUUGGUGUUGGUUUUGAUGCUGACAUUGUUGUCUUUGACGAUACUGCUGAGUUCAUGGUCGAGCCAAGCACCAUGCUCUUCCGCAACAAAGUCUCGCCCUACGAGAACAAAACCCUCAAGGGCGUUGUCCGCGAGACUUGGCUCAGGGGCCAGCAGAUCUUUUCGCGCGAAGACGGCUUUACUGAAAAGACUGGACCGCAGGGCAAGUUGUUACUUGAGCCUAGGAAGAUGAGCAAUUAA